UCGAUACAUUUCCCAUUUCAUCAUGGAAUGGUCUCUUCCUUCGUUUUCUGUGAGGCUUAUGCACUUGCAAUAAUUAUGGCAUGCUCUUCUCGAUAAUAAGAUUAUCAGGGGAAUUCGAAACCUCAGGCUCUCCAGUGGUAAUGUUAUUGGGGUAGACAGAGACUGAAUAACGUUGCACAUUUUACAGUCUCAAAAUGCCAUUGGCAUCACCUACUUAUCUCAAUCUCACAGCAUAUAGCCCAUGUACAGAGAGCCAGUUGAAGGAGAGGCUGCACAUUCUGCUUACUACACACAAACCUCCUGAAGACUACUCCACAGAUCUCCAGUUAUUGCAGACCUGUAUUUUAAAGUACACCCUUUUUACAGGGCAAAAAUGUCCCCUCUUUCCUCCCAUUUCCUCGCUCACAGGCAAUUUGCCUUUGCUACACGCACAACUUUUCAUAAUAAGCUUAUUAACAUGUAUGCCAAGUGCGGAAGUUUGGUAGAUGCCCGUAAAGUGUUUAACCAGAUGAAAGAACGAGACAGCGCUUCAUGGAAUACGAUUAUCGCAGCAUACAGAAGAUUUGGGUAUCCUCACGAGGCAGUCACACUGUUUCAGUACAUGCAACAAACAGGUUUCCAACCCAAUAAGUUCACAUUUGCCAGCGUGAUCCCAGCCUGCGCCGAAUUGGGAUUUUUGGAACAGGGUAUGGACAUCCAUCAAAUCAUAACGGAAGGAGGGUUUCUGUCAGAUAUUGUAGUUGGAAAUUGUCUGGUAGACAUGUAUAUAAAAUGUGGAAGAAUGGACGAAGCACGUGAAGUGUUUGACAGAAUGACUCAAAGAGAUGUCAUCUCCUGGACUGCAAUCAUUGCUGGAUACACACAAAAUGGAUAUGUUGAUAAAGCUUUAGAAAUUUUUAAACAAAUGCAAUUGGCAGGUGUAAAGCCGAAUUCCACAACCUUUGUGAGUAUCCUCCCUGCCUGUGCCAAAUUGGGAGCUUUGGAACAGGGUAUGGACAUACAUCAAAGCAUAGGGGAAGGUGGAUUUUUACCAGAUGUUACAGUUGCAACUGCCUUGGUAGACAUGUAUGCAAAAUGUGGAAGCAUAGAUAAGGCAUGUGAACUGUUUGACAGAAUGCCUCAAAGAGAUGUCGUCUCAUGGAAUGCAAUGAUUGCAGGAUAUGCACUUAACGGAUUUGUUGCUAAGGCUUUAGAAACUUUCAAGCAAAUGCAAUUGGAAGGUAUAAAACCAAACUCCAAAACUUUUGCGAGCAUCCUCUCUGCCUGUGCCAAAGUGGGAGCUCUGGAACAGGGUAUGGACAUCCAUCACAGCAUAAUCGAAGGGGGAUUUUUGUCAGAUAUUAUGGUUGGUAAUGCUCUGGUAGACAUGUAUGCAAAAUGUGGAAGCAUAUGCAAGGCACGUGAACUUUUUGACAAAAUGUCUCAAAGAAAUGUGGUUUCGUGGACUGCAGUGAUUGCAGGAUAUGCACAAAAUGGAUUUGUUGAAAACGCUUUAGAAACAUUCAAGCAAAUGCAAUUGGCAGCUGUAAAACCGGACUCGACAACCUUUGCCAGCAUCCUCUCUGCCUGUGCCAAAAUGGGAGCUUUGGAACAGGGUAUAGACAUCCAUCAAAGGAUAGAGGAAGGGGGAUUUUUGUCGGAUAUUAUAGUUGGAAAUGCUUUGAUAGACAUGUAUGUAAAAUGUGGAAGCAUUGACAAGGCAAGUGAACUGUUUCACAGAAUGCCUCAAAGAGAUGUUAUCUCAUGGACUGCAAUGAUUGCAGGAUAUGUACAAAAUGGAUUUGUUGAGAAGGCCUUAGAAACUUUCAAGCAAAUGCAAUUGGCAGGUCUAGAGCCAAAUUCCACAACCUAUGCCAGUAUCCUCCCUGCCUGUGCCAAAAUGGGAGAUUUACAACAGGGUACAGACAUCCAUCAAAAUAUAAUGGAUAGAGGAAUUUUGUCAGACGUUGUAGUUGCAACAGCCCUGGUAGACAUGUACGCAAAAUGUGGAAGGAUAGACAAGGCACGUGAACUAUUUGACAGAAUGUCUGAAAAAGAUGUCAUCUCAUGGAAUGCGAUGAUUGCAGGAUAUGAACAAAAUGGAAUUGCUGACAAGGCUUUAGAAACUUUUUCGCGAAUGCAAUUGAGAGGUGUAAUACCAAAUUCCGCAACCUUUGCCAGCAUUCUCCCAGCCUGUGCCAAAAAGGGAACUUUCGAAGAGGGUAUGGAUAUCCAUCAAAGCAUAAAAGAUAAAGGAAUUUUGUCAGACAUAGUUGCAACUUCCCUGGUAGACAUGUACUCAAAAUGUGGAAGCAUAGACAAGGCACGUGAACUGUUUGACAGAAUACCUCAAAGAGAUGUCGUCUUAUGGACAGCAAUGAUGACAGGAUGCACACAAAAUGGAUUUCUUCAUAAGGCUUUAGAAACUUUCAAGCAAAUGUUAUUGGCAGGUGUAAAGCCAAAUUCCACAACCUUUGCCUGCGUCCUCUCUGCCUGUGCCAAAAUGGGAGCUUUGCAACAGGGUAUGGCCAUCCAUAGAAGCAUAAUGGAAGGGGGAUUUCUGUCAGAUGUUAUAGUAGCUACUGCACUGGUAGACAUGUAUGCAAAAUGUGGAAGCAUGGUUAAAGCAUGUGAACUGUUUGACAGAAUACCCCAAAGAGAUGUAUUCUCGUGGACUGCAAUGAUUGCAGGAUAUGCACAAAAUGGAUUUGUUGAGAAGGCUUUAGAAACUUUCAAACAAAUGCAAUUGGCAGGUGUAAAUCCAAAUUCCACCACCUUUGCCAGCAUCCUCCCUGCCUGUGCUAAAAUGGGAGCUUUGGAACAUGGUAUGGACAUCCAUCAAAGCAUCGAGGAAGGGGGAUUUUUCUCAGAUGUUAAAGUUGGAAAUUCUCUCAUAGACAUGUACGCAAAAUGUGGAAGUGUAGACAAGGCACGUGAACUGUUUGACAGUAUGCCUCAAAGAGAUGUCAUCUCAUGGAAUGCAAUGUUUGCAGGAUAUGCACAAAAUGGAUUUUGCAUGGAUGCUCUCAAAAUCUUCGAACUAAUGAAGCAGUCUGGAACAUAUCCAGACAGCGUAAGCUUUGCUUGUGUUCUGUGUGCAUGCAGCCAUGCAGGUUUAGUGGAUGAGGGCUGUGCACACUUCAAUCACAUGAAUAACUCUUAUGGCAUUAUACCUACAGUUGAUCAUUAUAAGUGGGUAGGUGGGGUGAGGUUCAAACUGUAAGGAGGUUGAUGAAAGAUAGAGGAAUUAAAAAAAUCCCCGGAUGUAGUUGGAUUGAAGGCCAUAAAAUGGUACAUGCUUUUUGUGUAGGAGAUAGAUAGCAUCCACAGACAGAAGUGAUCUAUGCAAGGUUGGAGAAAUUGGCUUGGUAGAUGAAAGAAGCAGGGCAUUUUCUGCAUUCAAGACAUUUAUUUCAAGAUUUCGAAGAGGAGUGAAAAGAAUUAUUUCUCUGCCACUGUAGUGAAAAGUUGGCAACUGCAUUUGGUUUGUUAAACAAACUCCUGGAACAACUAUCAGAGUUGUUAAGAACCUUUGAGUAUGUGCUGAUUGCCACAGUGCAACAAAAUUUAUCUUCAAGGUUGUAACAAGAGAUUUUUUCUGAGAAAUAUGAACCGUUACCGUCAUUUUAAACAA
Messenger RNA from Cryptomeria japonica (Japanese cedar), 3613 nucleotides. RefSeq names its product pentatricopeptide repeat-containing protein At2g39620. The record is from RefSeq and is a predicted model, not a curated record. The transcript is spliced from 2 exons. The coding region runs from base 374 to 3202 and encodes 942 amino acids. Gene Ontology annotation, cellular component: intracellular membrane-bounded organelle. Gene Ontology annotation, molecular function: protein binding; RNA binding. NCBI's taxonomy places the organism in Eukaryota, Viridiplantae, Streptophyta, Pinopsida, Cupressales, Cupressaceae. Gene Ontology annotation, biological process: RNA modification.